Molecule: messenger RNA, 432 nt
Organism: Helianthus annuus (common sunflower)
Lineage: Eukaryota; Viridiplantae; Streptophyta; Magnoliopsida; Asterales; Asteraceae
Product: probable serine/threonine-protein kinase irlB
Exons: 3
Coding region: 1-432 (143 amino acids)
Source: RefSeq, a predicted model, not a curated record
AUGAUGAGGAAGAAUAAAAUCGAGAUGUUGAAAGAGAAAAGGGCUGCUCGACUGAAGAGAGAAUUGGAAGAAUUGGAAGCAAGAAGGAUUGCUGAAGAAAAGGAAAAAAUGGAAGCUGAGAAAGCAAAAACUGAAGAAAAACCGACAGAGAAAGCCAAAGUUGAAGAGAAAAAAGACAAGAAGUAUAGUGAACUAGACGAGUUGAAAGAAAAACUGUUGUUUGAUGUUAAGUACGUAAAUGAAUCGUAUGAUGUGCUGAACAGAACGGUUGAUAGUUUGAACAAGACAAACUUAGAAGUAGAAGCUGCCUCAACGAUGAUGAGUUCAACAUUAAUGACUAAGCAGAAGGCCAUCAAUCAUUAUAUUGAAGAGUGUGCAAAGCUGAAGCAGGAUUUGGAGACCGAAAAGAUUGAAAAUGAAAGAAUCAGAUGA